This is a messenger RNA of Bacillus rossius redtenbacheri, 8251 nucleotides long. RefSeq names its product armadillo segment polarity protein (gene arm). Bases 660 to 3110 code for a protein of 816 amino acids. Gene Ontology annotation, biological process: cell-cell adhesion; canonical Wnt signaling pathway; positive regulation of transcription by RNA polymerase II. The record is from RefSeq and is a predicted model, not a curated record. Gene Ontology annotation, molecular function: nuclear receptor binding; protein phosphatase binding; cadherin binding. The transcript is spliced from 14 exons. NCBI's taxonomy places the organism in Eukaryota, Metazoa, Arthropoda, Insecta, Phasmatodea, Bacillidae. Gene Ontology annotation, cellular component: cytoplasm; adherens junction; catenin complex.
AUCUAUGAGACAAUCUAAUAGGGCCCGUUGCUCAUGAACUAAACGAAACGCAAUUUAAAUAAUUUAAUCAGAUUGGACUGGUUGGUAAUAUUUCACAAUUCUUUUAUUUUAAAACAUUUCAGGACAAAAGAUUCAGUUACAAUAUCCUAUUUCGUGGAAUGCAUUUGUCUCACUUUACGUUUCUAUGCCUAGAAAUAUGACAGCUCGAACCCAUGUAAUCUAUAGUUGAUUAUUUUUCAGAAUUUUCAUUAAUUCAAUAACAUUCUCCCGAGUAUAUAUAUGUGUGCGCUGUAAAAUAAAAUGUUCUCGACUGCCAUAAUUUGCCAUCAUUAUACUCGCGUAAGAAUACAUGGCUUUCGAAAUCGUUUUGGUAUGAUAAUACUAUUUUCUUAUUAACUCUUAAAUUUAUUUCAACAAUGCACUUCUUUAAAAAAUACAUGGUAGUUAAAAAUAUUUUGUCGUUAUUUUCUACAUUUCACACUUAAACAUUUGGGACUAUGUAUUACGUCAGCGCUAUUUGUCAUCAAUAUCAACGUACGCCAUUAUCCGUAUUGUAAGCUAGUGAUAAACGUGAAUUGACAACCUUGUUCCAGUGUUUCGGCCAGACAGGUGGAAAAAUACCUGGUAUUCGAGGUUCAUAACCAGCCUCGCCUGCCAACAUGAGUUACCAGAUGCAGCCUCAGCAAGCCAGGCCAAUGUCCCACGGAAACUACCAGGGCCCCGGGGACCUGCCCAUGGGCUCUGCGAAGGAGCAGACGCUGAUGUGGCAGCAGAACUCGUACCUGGGGGACUCUGGCAUCCACUCGGGCGCCACCACGCAGGCCCCGUCGCUCACCGGCAAGGAGGAGGACAUGGAGAGCGACCAGCUGAUGUUCGACCUGGACCAAGGGUUCGCCCAGGGCUUCACGCAGGAGCAAGUUGAUGGUGUGGUGUCAGAGAUGAACCAGCAACUGAGCCAGACCCGCUCCCAGCGGGUGCGUGCGGCGAUGUUCCCCGAAACACUGGAGGAAGGUAUAGAGAUCCCCUCGACCCAGUUCGACCCUGCCCAGCCCACGGCCGUGCAGAGACUUGCCGAGCCGAGCCAGAUGCUGAAGCACGCCGUCGUCAACCUCAUUAACUACCAGGAUGACGCUGACCUGGCGACCAGAGCGAUCCCGGAGUUGAUCAAGCUGCUGAACGACGAGGACCAAGUUGUGGUUUCCCAGGCAGCCAUGAUGGUCCAUCAGCUGUCCAAGAAGGAAGCAUCUCGACACGCCAUCAUGAAUAGCCCUCAGAUGGUGGCAGCCUUGGUACGAGCCAUAUCAAACAGUAAUGACUUGGAAUCCACUAAAGCAGCAGUUGGCACUCUGCACAACCUCUCCCACCACAGGCAGGGAUUGUUGGCCAUUUUCAAGAGUGGUGGCAUUCCAGCCCUCGUUAAAUUACUAAGCUCCCCGGUGGAGUCGGUGUUGUUCUAUGCCAUCACCACCCUCCACAACCUGCUGCUCCACCAGGAGGGCUCGAAGAUGGCGGUGCGGCUGGCUGGGGGCCUCCAGAAGAUGGUGGCCCUCCUCCAGCGCAACAACGUCAAGUUCCUGGCCAUCGUGACGGACUGCCUGCAGAUCCUGGCCUACGGCAACCAGGAGAGCAAGCUCAUCAUCCUGGCCUCGCAGGGCCCCGUCGAGCUGGUGCGCAUCAUGCGCAGCUACGACUACGAGAAGCUGCUCUGGACCACGUCCCGCGUGCUCAAAGUGCUGUCUGUGUGCUCGAGCAACAAGCCGGCCAUCGUGGAGGCGGGAGGCAUGCAGGCCCUGGCCAUGCACCUGGGCCACCCCAGCCAGCGCCUCGUUCAGAACUGCCUGUGGACCUUGAGGAACUUGUCCGACGCCGGCACCAAAGUGGACGGCCUGGAAGGUCUGCUCCAGAGCCUGGUCCAGCUGCUGUCCUCCUCGGACGUGAACGUGGUGACCUGCGCCGCCGGCAUCCUCUCCAACCUGACCUGCAACAACCAGCGCAACAAGGUGACGGUGUGCCAGGUGGGCGGGGUGGACGCCCUGGUGCGCACUAUAGUGGGCGCCGGCGACCGGGAGGAGAUCACGGAGCCGGCCGUGUGCGCCCUGCGCCACCUCACCUCGCGCCACGUCGAGUCGGAGAUGGCGCAGAACGGCGUGCGCCUCAACUACGGCAUGCAGGUGGUGGUGAAGCUGCUGCAGGCGCCGUCCCGCUGGCCGCUCGUCAAGGCCGUCAUCGGCCUGAUCCGCAACCUGGCGCUGUGCCCGGCCAACCACGCCCCGCUGCGGGAGCACGGCGCCAUUCACCACUUGGUGCGGCUGCUGAUGCGCGCCUUCCAGGACACGCAGCGGCAAAGAUCGUCGGUUGCCAGCACUGGCAGCCAGCAGCCGGGAGCGUAUGCUGACGGAGUGAGAAUGGAGGAGAUAGUAGAAGGAACGGUGGGCGCACUGCACAUCCUGGCUCGCGAGUCAAACAACCGCGCCAUCAUUCGCCAGCAGAACGUGAUUCCCAUAUUUGUGCAGCUGCUGUUCAACGAGAUAGAGAACAUCCAGCGUGUUGCUGCCGGGGUGCUUUGUGAGCUGGCUGCGGACAAGGAGGGGGCAGAGAUGAUAGAGCAGGAGGGGGCCACUGCCCCCCUCACAGAGCUACUGCACUCGCGUAACGAGGGCGUAGCCACAUACGCUGCAGCAGUGCUGUUCCGAAUGUCCGAGGACAAGCCUCAGGACUACAAGAAGCGACUGUCAAUGGAGCUGACCAACUCACUAUUCCGAGAAGACCAAAAUCUCUGGAAUGGAGGCGAUCUCGGCAUGGGUCCGGAUCUACAGGACAUGCUUGGUCCCGACCAGGGCUAUGACGGUUUGUAUGGCCAGGGCCCCCCCAGCGUCCACAGCAGCCACGGUGGACGAGCCUAUCACCAAGGCUAUGACCAGAUACCAAUAGACUCGAUGCAGGGCCUGGAGAUAGGCGGGGGAGGAGGGGGCUCCACGUACGGCCCCAUGGACGCCAUGGACGUCGGCGGGCCGGACGCGACCACCAUCAGCUUCGACCACCUGGAGGAGCUGCCGCAGCCGCCCCAGGACAACAACCAGGUGGCCGCGUGGUACGACACCGACCUCUAGUCCCCUGUCUCCGCGCGUCCGCGAGGCCUGGUUCACCGCGACCGCACGUCUCGCUUCCCCCUCGUCGGGAUCAUGUAUUUGUGUUUCGGCGUAGUGAAUAAGGCAAAACUCAUUAUCUGUCCUAAAAAAUUUUAAGUACCAUUGGAAACAGUUAAUUUUUUAUUUUGAACUCUUUUUUGUAGGUAACGGAAAACUUACAUAGUUCCUUGAGACCAAGAAAAAUACUGGUUUUUCAGUGUUAUGUGUUUUAAAAAAUACAGAUGUUUGCAUUUGAAAAAAACCAAGAACCUAACCUUCUUACCUUGUUACUCUACAAUUGGUUGGAAUUUUUGGUAAGUAUAAUUUUUUCAUGAUUUACAAAAAAAAAAAAAGCACGCGUGUUCUCUGUAAUUUUUUCAUGUUUUAUAAGAAAAAUACUGUUUAGAAAAUUGUCAAUAAUUACUAUUUUUAUUGCUCAUAUUUAUUUACCUUAUGAAGUGGAAGUGAAUGGUUUUGCUGUGAAUCAGGUCUGUUGUGUUGUAAAUAUUGGACUUAAAACUGUUAAACGACUAAGUGUUUUAUUAUUUUCUCCAGUCGUAAGUGUGGAGAGAAAGUUGCAUUUUAUCAUCUCUUGUAGCUAGCUGUUAGGAGAAUUUGUUGGAUGGUGUUCAAAUGUUGGCAUUUCUGCUGGUAAUGGUGCAGAUAAUGCACAUAAGCAGUAUCUGUGGUAAUGUAGUGCCAUUUAUUUUUAUGUUAGUUUUACUAUUAUUUAUUUACAUCACCUUGAAUAUUUUCCAAUUCAUUUGUUUUUAGAAUAGACAAUGACUGAAACAACUUGGUAGCUAACUUAAGUUGUUUGUUGAAAUGUUUCAUUAGUAGUGGAGUACAGGCAUGUAUACAUAGCAGUAGGAGAUAUCUAAAUAAUGAUUGUCAUAUGUUGGUUUUAUUACAUUUCUUAAAAUUAGUAAAUACUUAAUGUUUUAAAUCAUUGAUGUUUUGGGAUUGUGUUGUACCAUUGUCAUGUGUUAUGUGUAUGUAGUGGCAGUGUUAUAAUAAGGAUUGUGCGAAAUAAGCUUCGAUAACGAAAGAUUCCCAAGUCGAUGAUAAAUUAUAACAGUCAAUAAUUACUACUUUUGGAUGAAUAACUCUGUUAGUUUUGCAGCUUAGCAUUAACAACACACACUAAAGUUUUAACAUUUUAAAUCGUGAAAGUACGAACAUUAUUUACAGUUUUAUUUAGAGCUCUGAGUUUAAGAUGUUACCUUAAAUAACUUAAGUGGCUUGAAAGAAACUGUAAAAUUAAUGCAUUUAUUUUGUGCAGAAAAAAGAAAAUCUGUGACUAAAUUUAUUGUAGUUUGGGUUUGAAAUUUCUGGCCAAUGCUGAACCAUUUUCAAUUGUUGGUAUUAGUGUAUGAUGUAUAAUGAUUUCAAAUUCUUGAAGUUUUAUUUAAUUUUAAACCAAAUGAACUCAAAUACAAAUACAUCAAAUGUUUUUUUAUGUAGUUGUUAACUUCAACAAAACACAUUUUCAAUAUUUUUUAAUUAAUUAAUUUUUUUUUUUUAAAUAUUGCUUUACUAUAUGGAGCAGGAUACCACAAAGUUAGUGUACUAUUUUAGUCACAGAGUGUCAGUAUGCUUUUUUGAAGAACUAAUGGCAAGUAGCAAAAUAUAUUUUUUUAUGCAAAAAUAUUUCUGACUUGAUAUCUAAGGAUAUUACGUGUUUGUUAAAGAAUGUGUUACUGCAUUGUCGAUUUUAAACAUUGAAUUUUCUUAACAUUCCGGGUAAUUUUAUUUAUAUGGCUGAAGUAUCCUAUAACUCCUGGCAGAUGCUUAAAAAUCGUCUUGAGGUACAUUAGGCCAAAACUUGUCGCAAAACAGAAAUGGGGUUUUCCAAAAUUUUCACACUAAAAAUUUAAAUUUUUUUGGAUAUGCUUUGCACGUAGAUUCAUGGUUUUGAUGUCUUUUAAUAUUUUUUUUUUGCUCCUAAAAAAAUCUAUUGAAUGUUCUGCUGUGUUAGUCAUUAGACAUACAUGAAUUUACUUUGCUUGCAAGGUUGGACCUCACACAACAGAGUACAGAAGUUUUACACCUUAUCUCAAACCAGAACAGAUACAUUUGACACAACUAUGUGGAGAGGUAUUGGAUCGCAUUGGCAUCAUGUACAUAUACAUUUGUGGUAAUAUGUAUCAUUGCUACAGUGUUCAUUUCAUUGUAUUUGUGAUUUCUCUUCCUUACAUAGGGAAAGGAAGGGCUGUUCCAAUUCCUAUAAUACCGUAAAUCACUCGUGUACGCCACAUUUUUUUUCAAAAUCAAUACUCUUGAAUAUGAACAAUGAAGUUGCAGUUGUGGUUGGUGUAGAGGUGGGUUGUUACAGCAAUUUUCGGUAUCUGUUCAAACCUGUUACUGAUACAGUAAUGUACUGGUUACAAGUUGCUGAUACUUCUGUAUCAGCUAGAGCAGUAGUGGUCCCAGGAAGCAAAAAGGUAUCAGCAUUCUCGUUACAGGUUACACAUCCUCCGUGCCGUCAUCACCAGCGUAAAAAGGUAUCAGUGUUCUCUUUCCACGCCUUUCGUAAUCUGCAGCCCCCCCCCCCCUCCCCCCUCCUCGUCAUACUUCAUUCCCCCCUUUCUGACGUUAAAGGAGUAUUUCUCACUCUCUUCCAACCUUCCCUCCCUGUUCUUACUUCUCUCCAACAGUAAAAAAAAAAAGCUCCGCGUACGCAGACCGUGCAACUGUAAGGAGAAUCUGAUACAUUAUUUAUCACGCCCGGUAAUUCUCUACCUCUGUUACGCUCAUGCCCGCCUAAUACAGCCAGUAUCAAUCAGUUCAACAUUCACUGCAGUUCGUCAUGGCCGUGUAUUACCACGUACAUUGUUGCGGGCUAUCAUGCUUUGUAGUUAGUAUCUUUAUAGUGAAAUAAGGAAUGGAUAAGUGCAGGAAAAAGACUUCAUUGUGUGGAAUUUUUUCACCGAAAAUAAUGAGUUUGCUAAGUGUAAUUUGUGUAAACAAAAACUGAGUUAUAAAUCAUCAUCAACUAAUCUGAAGAAACAUUUGAAACGUAAACAUCCAACUGUACAGUUACCUGAUCAGAAUCAAGAUAGUUUAACAUCACUAUCACUGUCCAGAAGUAGGAGCGAUGAUCCAGACAUCGCAAAUACGACACCGUACCUCAGCCAAAAAAAUAUUCGGCCAGAUAUAGGAAUUCCUUCUACAAGCAGUUUGUCAGUUCCCAAACAAGCUGUGUUGGAAAGAACCAAUGUGCAUGACUGUAAAGUAAGUGAUUUUGUUGUAAGAAAACUUUCUGUUUCUGCUAAGAAGAAAAUUGAUGACCAACUGUUAAAUUUAUUUACUGUAGAUUUUCAACCAUUCUCAGUUGUUGAGGACGAAGGGUUUCGAGGAUUUGUUUAUGCACUAAAUCCGUUGUAUACAUUGCCAAGUAGGAAAACUAUAACAAACACAUUGUUACCAGCUGCUUAUGAAACUGUGUACAAUAGCAUUCAAGAAAUAUUAACAACCACUGAAAUUAGUUAUGUCACACUAACAACAGAUUGUUGGACUUAUGUUAAUACUGAAAGUUUCAUGGCAGUGACAUGUCAUUUCAUAGACUGCAAUUUCAGAUUGAUUUCUUUGGUGUUAGAUUAUUGUUCAUUUUCGGAGUCCCACACCAGUGCUCACUUAACCCAGGAACUGAGUCGUGUAGCAAAAGAAUGGAGGUUAGAAAACAAAAUUUUACUCUGUGUUUCUGACAAUGCAGCGAACAUACAGAAAGCUAUAAAAGACAAAUUGAAAUGGAGGCAUUUCGCUCUGCGCCUCCUUCAACGCCUUCCCCUGCGCUUCCUCCCCUACAUUCUUUCCCUUCGUUUUCCCUUAUUUGUUGUGCCGCUCCCUCCCCUUUCACAAGCUCCGCCCAAGUGACCGUCAUCUGCGAUCGGGUUCUGCGCACAUUGGCCGUGGUGUUGUUCCAUGCUAAUUCCUAACUGAUACUAAAGUACUUGAUAUUUGAAUAGUGUACUCGUUUGCAGUACCUGAUACAGGCGUGUUUCAGUUACAAAGUAGCAGGUUAAUACUCUGCAACCCACCUCUAGGUUGGUGUGAGUGACUUGACAACAUUGUGUAUAGAAUAUCUUACUGGCAGGUGCAAAUGGGUGGAAUGUUUGUGCAUUCAAGUUAAUUGUUUGUAAUGAAAAAAGUAAAAAAAAAAUCUUAUCAUUACCAGCACAGCUAUUUAUUUUGUUUGUUUUGAUUUUACCUGUCAAAAUUACCCUUCACUGUAUUUUUUAUUACCCUUCACUGUACUUGAUAUUUGUUAUAUUUAAGUAAUAAUAUAUAUUUUUAUUAUUAUUAUUUCCAUGGCUGAAAACAAGACAGAUUUAUAAAUUUAAGAGAGUGGAAACCAUGCUCCAAGCCUUCCCCUAAUGCCUUACCCCUUAUAUUUUGAGCUACUACCAGCUGCCCCAUUAGUCACACUCGCAGGGUGGGGUCAGCAGGUAGUAGACAUCUCUGCUGGCCGUUGAAAAGAGUUUCAAGGCUGCCGAUUGGAUGCAUAGCUGUUUUAGGGAAGUUCUAGCACACUUUGGCUACAUGCAGCAACUAUAUAAUAGUAAACCAAUCUUUAAAAUUGGCUGAAAAUUGUUGUUUCGCCUCAACGAAAAAUCUGGGUACACAUGGUGCAUGUACAUGGGUGAUUGUGGUGAUUUCACAGUCUGUUCCUGAUACCAAGAUGCAAAGUAUUUUCUCAUGAUUUUGUAAUUGGCAUACAAAAAAUACUGAUUCUCUGUAAUGUCAUGUUUGUACACCUACAUUAAUAUAAAUAAAUGACUUGAUCAUGUAAUAAAAAAAUUUUAUCAUACUAUUGAGAGAAAGAAACUUUUUAUAAUACUAUUGGGAAAAAAACUUUUUAAACUAGGUUUUAGGCCACCAAAAUGUUUUUUUUGGAAUUGAUUAUGGUGCAAUUAUAGGUUCAUAUACAAGCCACAUAGUGUAGAUGUCAAGAUUAUUUAGAUGUAUGUACUUUAUGUUGAGUGUUGUUUGUAUGCUGUAAUAUUACUGUAAUAGCUGAAUAAUAUAUCAUUACAUUGUCUCCACAGAACGUACUGACAAUUAAAUGUGUACUCUUUUUAUAGAUGGAUAUAAAAAUAUAAAUAAAUAUGUGCUAAACUCCA